Phoenix dactylifera (date palm) is the source of this 2498-nucleotide messenger RNA. NCBI's taxonomy places the organism in Eukaryota, Viridiplantae, Streptophyta, Magnoliopsida, Arecales, Arecaceae. The record is from RefSeq and is a predicted model, not a curated record.
AGUCGUUUUGGCGAUUCACGCAUUCGAUAUUUGAAUUUUUUCCCUCAAAAAAAUCUUUUUUUUUUGUGGUUUCUCUAAAAAGUCCUGGCGUUACUAGGUGUUAAAGAUUGGGCUUUUGUGGAAUUGGUUUCUUGGCCAUUUUUUCCCUUUAGAAUUGAUAAACCGGAUGGUUUGUUUUUCUUCUUCGACCUCUUGUUUUGUUUUUCCCAAUCACAGCUUUUCAAGAGAGUAUGUGAUUUCGCGACUUAAUUAGGUUGGUUUGGAAGUCUUUUUUAUCUUGGACUCUGGUUUUAUCUUCACAUAUUAUUACUUCUUUAUACAACAAUCUAGAAAAAGGAAGGCUCCGCUAAAUUUGACACUCGUUGGGAAGUCCCUGAAGCUGGGUUUCUAUGAUUCGGAUGAGCCAAUGAGAGCUGUUAAACUGUCUCCUAACUGUGCUCUGCCUUUACCGACACUUUAUUUUUUUGGUAUUUAAAGCCUAAGCUUUGUAACUUCGUGAGGGCACUGAGGAAGGAAAGGAAAGAUAUGAAGAUGGGGAUAGCCAAGAAUGGCAAGCAAGCCAUGGAUAGUAUUUUGACCAAUUAGGACCACUUUUGAAAAAUUUGAAGUGCCCUUAUCUUGUACAUGACAAUGGUUAAUUCAAUUAUUGUGGAGUCAUCAACUGAACUACAAAAUGCUGAGCCUUUAGGAAGAUUAUCUAUACUUUCCUAUGGUGUUGGUCACAUGCUAAAUGACAUCACAUCAGCAUGUUGGUUUACGUAUUUGUUGUUAUUCCUGACAGAUAUGGGACUAAGUCCAAGGGAUGCAGCCAUUGUUAUGCUAUCCGGCCAAAUUGCUGAUGCCUUUGCCACAGUAUUUGCUGGAGAGCUGAUAGACCGGUUCGGGCACUUCAAACUAUGGCAUGCUGGAGGAUCAUUUUUGGUUGCCAUUUCUUUUUCAUCCGUUUUUGGUGGCUGCCUUCCCUGCAAAAUCUUGGGGACUAAUUCAUCUACAGUACAAACUAUUGGGUAUAGCACAUUUGCUGCAAUAUUUAACGUGGGUUGGGCUGCUACCCAAGUUUCACACAUGUCAAUGGUAAAUUGCAUCACAUUGAAUCCAACAAGCAGAGUUGCACUUGCAAGCUGUCGUAAUGCCUUCACAAUGGUAUCCAAUCUCAGUUUAUAUGCAAUUGCUUUAGCUGUAUUCAGUGUAUAUGAUGCCAAACAAUCUGCUGAUGUUAAGAUUGAGUACCGCUGGAUUGCAUACCUGUCGAUUUUCAUUGGAUGCUGCUUUGUGGUCAUAUUUCUCAUUGGAACCAAAGAACCGGAGUUGAAGCUUCAAGUCCAGUGUAAAGAUCUUUCUAGAAUUUCAUGGGCCCACUGGUUCAAGAAGGUUUUAUACUAUCAAGUUGCUCUUGUUUAUAUGCUUACUCGACUAGCAACCAAUGUUUCACAGGCACUUCUUGCAUUCUAUGUCAUUGAUGACUUGAAAAUGAAUCAUUCUUCAAAGGCCUUGGUACCUGCCAUUAUCUACAUUUGCAGCUUCAUGGUAUCUGUCAUGCUUCAGGAGAUUAGAUGGACUGGUUGGCGCCUUAAGGCCUUCUUUACUGGUGGGGCCAUUUUCUGGAUAUUUUCUGGUGCAGGAAUUUUUGUUCUUCCGAGCAAGCUCCAGAGUUUCAUGUAUAUUCUGUCAAUCACUAUUGGUGUUGCCAAUGCAUUAAUGAUGGUGACAGCAAUUAGCAUGGAAAGUGUCCUUGUUGGGGAAGACUUGAAUGGUUGUGCUUUUGUUUACGGAUCACUGAGUUUUCUGGACAAGUUGUCAUGUGGGCUAGCUUUAUAUGUUCUUGAAUCAUAUCAAGCAGGCGUGCCUGCUGCCAUGGACAAUCAUGUAGUGACAGCAGGUCACUUUUCAAUUAGCAGAUGCGGUCUAGGACUCAUUCCUGCAACUUGCGCACUUCUUUCAGCAAUUAUAACAUAUACUAUAAGGCUUCCUGACCGUUCAAGGACUUUAAUGGAGCCUCUUCUUGUGGGAUCAUAGGAAUCUUGAAUUUGGAACUUUUCUGUUGCAAUUUGAUUGAAAGAUCAGAUAAUGAGAUUGGCGGUGCUUCGAGGCAUAUUGCUUCGGUCCAGAUUAAAGCAAUUUAACAGAUUGGUCUCCAUACUAUCUCAUUCUAAGCUCUUGUAACCCAUCGUCUGCUUCCUAGAGUACCUUCAUUUUGUAUUAUCAUCAGAACUUUUGCAAAAGAAGUUGAUGCCAGGAGUGCCACAAAAGCAGUUGUGAUGAGGAGAGAGCUAAUUUAUAGCCUCACUUGCUGACAGACAGAUCUGCACAGAUUGAAAUAUUGUAUGCUAAAAAAGUUCUGGAUGAUCUAACGUUACAUUGGAUAUUUUACUUUUUUUGGUCAUGUAUUAUAUUAAACAACUUUGCUGUCCUUCAUUUUUUGGACAGCCAUGUACAUUGUAAUACAAGCACUUUGCAUGAUUUAUUGCAUAUUUGUUUUGUGUAGUUUCCCAUAAAAA